CCGAAAGACUUGACCAGUCUGUAGGGAGUGAUGAGCCAGAUGUUUUCAUUAUAAAAGAGGAGAGACCUGACAACAUGAGGUGUGAACAGUCAGAAAGAGAAACAGAGACUACUGAAAAUCUUGAAGAUGACGCCCAGUGCCAGAGUGCAGAAGUCUUUGUAACGGUCCACAGAGAAAACAUCAUUGACCAGAACACAAUCCAGCACUGCCAUCAAGAGUCUGUAGGAGAUGAUGAGCCAGAUGUUCUCAUUAUUAAAGAGGAGAGACCUGACAAUAUCAGGUGUGAGCAAUCAUUGGGAGAAACAAAGACUGCCGGAAAUCAUGACACCCAGUACAGGAGUGUGGGAAGCUUUGUAGCAGUUCAUAGAGAGAACUUCAUAGACCAGGACACAGUCCAACACUGCCAUCAAGAGCCCAAUGAAAUGCAACCUGGUCUUGUUGAGGACGAAAACCCUGAAAUGUAUGACAGAGGUGAAGGUGCACAUUUACUCAAUGGUGAAACCAGAAUGGAGAGGGGUUGUGAGGAAGAAGCAGAGACUAACCCACAGCCUAUCCCUUCCUAUGCCUCAUGGGUUUCCAGAAGAUUAAACGUAACCACAAACCAUCCAUCCUACGGUGAAUCUGAAUGCAACGGAGGACCUUCUGUGAAUCAGUUCUUGAUGUACAGAGGGAGCGCAGAUCCUAUGUGUUCCUAUGCAACUCCAAUAGACUCUAAUGGCUUAUCUAUGCCUGAUAUUGAAGGCCAUUUAACACAACGCAAUGGUGGUACCAACAUUUCUCAAUCCGAGCAGCCCCCUUUCACAUCGUGCUUUUCUUUCAAACAGUCAAAUUCUCCUCAGAUGCAAAGGAAAGACAAGUUUAUGUGUAAACAUUGUGGAAGAGCAUUCUCUCAACCCAGCACUCUCCUCUUGCAUCAAAAACUCCAUACCAGGGAGAGGCUCCACAACUGUACACUCUGCGGUAAAAGAUUCAGCCAGGCGUCCAGUCUCAAAAGACACCACAGCAUCCAUAGAGGAGAAAAACCAUUCAGAUGCCUGCACUGUGGCAAGCAGUUCUCAGAUCAAAGCAACCUCAAAAAGCAUGUGACUGUUCACACAGGUGAAAAGCCUUAUGGUUGUAACCUCUGUGGAAAAAUGUUCAACCAGUCGUCGAACCUCAAAACGCAUAUGAAGAUCCACACACGUGAGAAGCCUUUCGGUUGCGAUCGAUGUGGGCGGAUGUUUGCACACAAGUACAUUCUGGUGAAACACCAACAGAGAAUCUGUGUGACUACUGGACAAAUGUAGACUUCACAACAAGUCUUCCACCUUAUUUUUCAAUGCGGAAGUAAGCUAGUUUCUUUCUGAGACAUCCGACUCAUCGGCCUCUAUACGGAAAUAACAAGAUAUUAACAAAAAUACGGGAAGAACAAUUUGCACUACAAACCAGUGUAUUUAUCAUUAUGAUAAUAAAUUAAAACAGUAUAUUAAGAAAUACCAGUUUGCAUUGUCAAGCGGCACUGUUUUGUACAGCUAAAAUACCUGGAAG
Messenger RNA from Rhinichthys klamathensis goyatoka, 1527 nucleotides. Its product is annotated as zinc finger protein 135. The transcript has 7 exons. Gene Ontology annotation, biological process: regulation of transcription by RNA polymerase II. Gene Ontology annotation, cellular component: nucleus. The record is from RefSeq and is a predicted model, not a curated record. Lineage: Eukaryota; Metazoa; Chordata; Actinopteri; Cypriniformes; Leuciscidae. Bases 75 to 1286 code for a protein of 403 amino acids. Gene Ontology annotation, molecular function: DNA-binding transcription factor activity, RNA polymerase II-specific; RNA polymerase II cis-regulatory region sequence-specific DNA binding.